AUGCCCAGCUGGAAAGUGGCCUUCGGCAUCUUUUUGUCGCUCACAUGCAUCAUCCUGAUCGAGAAGAUCUUUGGCAUCCAUAUCAAUAUCCUCAACAAGGGAACCGCCAUGGCCACCUUCCCCGGAUGGGCCCAGAUUCUUGGACCCGGCGAAACCCAAGCGGCCCUUCUGCAUCGGUGGAUUGAAGCACACCGGAAUCUGGGUCCUGUGCAAGCCCCAACUCAGCCCCCCGCGACCGCAACGCCAACCACGGCACAGAACACUCAGCACCUGGGGAAAGGUUCCUGCAAGUCGAAGCAACUGGGGGACGCAUGA
This is a messenger RNA of Penicillium pulvis, 315 nucleotides long. RefSeq lists its product as uncharacterized. The transcript is spliced from 2 exons. The record is from RefSeq and is a predicted model, not a curated record. Bases 1 to 315 code for a protein of 104 amino acids. NCBI's taxonomy places the organism in Eukaryota, Fungi, Ascomycota, Eurotiomycetes, Eurotiales, Aspergillaceae.